Messenger RNA from Echinops telfairi (small Madagascar hedgehog), 560 nucleotides. It is a transcript of the gene LYZL6, whose product is annotated as lysozyme like 6. The record is from RefSeq and is a predicted model, not a curated record. NCBI's taxonomy places the organism in Eukaryota, Metazoa, Chordata, Mammalia, Afrosoricida, Tenrecidae. Gene Ontology annotation, molecular function: lysozyme activity. Gene Ontology annotation, biological process: fusion of sperm to egg plasma membrane involved in single fertilization. Gene Ontology annotation, cellular component: acrosomal vesicle; sperm flagellum. The coding region runs from base 1 to 447 and encodes 148 amino acids. The transcript has 4 exons.
AUGACAAGGGCACUGCUCGUCUCCUUGGUCAGCUGCCUCCUUGCCCUCCAUCAGGCCAGAGUAAUCCAACGCUGCGACAUGGCCAAGUUGCUUUAUAAGGAGGACUUGCAUGGGUUUGAGGGCUACAGCCUGAAUGACUGGCUGUGCCUGGCUUUUGUGGAAAGCAAGUUCAACACAUCCAAGAUAAAUGAAAAUGCAGAUGGCAGCUUUGAUUAUGGUGUCUUCCAGAUCAACAGUCACUACUGGUGUAAUGAUUACCUGAGUCACUCGGAAAACCUUUGCCAAAUGGACUGUACAGAGCUGCUGAACCCAGACCUCCUGUCAACUGCCAACUGUGCGAAAAAGAUUGUGUCUGGAGAAAGUGGGUUGAACAACUGGAUAAACUGGAAGCUGCACUGUUCCGGACGGCCCCUCUCCUACUGGAUGACAGGGUGCUCCCUGGCCUGAGACGGGCGCAGGCUUGCUGUGGAGAACUGCUGCCCGCACCUGAGGCUGCUUUAUCGCUUCUUCCUCUUGCCUCCACUUCUUGUCAUUUUCUCCCCUCCCCGUUUACAGUUAAU